Lutzomyia longipalpis is the source of this 1084-nucleotide messenger RNA. RefSeq names its product V-type proton ATPase subunit G-like. The record is from RefSeq and is a predicted model, not a curated record. The transcript is spliced from 3 exons. NCBI's taxonomy places the organism in Eukaryota, Metazoa, Arthropoda, Insecta, Diptera, Psychodidae. Bases 152 to 505 code for a protein of 117 amino acids. Gene Ontology annotation, molecular function: proton-transporting ATPase activity, rotational mechanism. Gene Ontology annotation, biological process: proton transmembrane transport. Gene Ontology annotation, cellular component: vacuolar proton-transporting V-type ATPase complex.
UCGCAAUGCCAUUCAUUCCGUCUCUUUUCAUCACCACACACAGAGAGAUUUUAUCAAUCAAUUUUCUGUGCUCCACAGAAUACUAAAUUCUGCAAUUUCGUGCCAUUUGCAAUUUUCUUGGUGUUUCUGCAAAGUUAUUUGAGGUGCAAAGAUGGCAAGUCAGACACAGGGAAUCCAGCAGCUAUUGGCAGCAGAAAAGAGAGCAGCUGAGAAGGUUGCAGAAGCAAGGAAACGGAAAGCUGUGCGCCUAAGGAAGGCCAAGGAGGAGGCUCAGGAUGAAAUUGAAAAGUACAGACAGGAGAGGGAUCGUCAGUUUAAGGAAUUCGAGGCAAAGUACAUGGGGUCUCGUGAGGGUGUCGCCGCGAAGAUUGAUAGUGACACCAAGGUGAAGAUUGAGGAGAUGAAUAGGAUGCUGGUGGCCAAUAAGGAGGCUGUUGUGCAGGAACUUCUGGAUCUUGUCUACGACAUCAAGCCAGAGGUGCACAAGAAUUACCAGCUCAAGUAAAUCUUUCGUGCGCAGGGCGCUACAUUUUCAGGAGGGGCACCGGCAAUCUCUCUCACAUCAUGACACUCGGAUGCCAAAGGAUCAGCGUGCAAGGAAAAUGACAAAAGAAGUCUCUUAAAAGAAAAUUCGCCAUCAAAUUCAUUUAAAAAAAAAUCUUUCUCCGUUCAAGGGGACAUUAAGAUCGACGCUGAAAUUACUUUGAAUCUCAAUUCGCUCAAUUCUCAAGGUCCCCAAGACGUGCUGUGCAUGUAAAUUGAUUUUAAAACAUUUAUUUAGCCAGUUAUAUAAAUCUGCAAUUUGCCGUAUAUAUAAUUGAAUGUAAGAUAGAGCUUUUUUUCUCCCAACAUUUCUCCUUUUUCUUUUUUUUUUUAAUUACCCUCCCAGCCACACAUACACACGUAAAUUCACCAUUUAGGCACAGUAAUUUUGUUGUUUUCUUGAAGAGACAAAUAUUAUUAUUAUAUAAUUAAUUAAUAGUUAAUGCAAUCUCUCUGUGCACAUUGAAUAUUUAAAAAAAAAUUAUAAUUCGUGUAAAGGAAAAAAAUAGAGAUGUUCAAUAAAAAAAUGUUCAAUGUUCAA